AUGCCAAACCUCAAAUUCGCUAUUCUAGACGAUUACCAGGGCAUUGCGCCCCCGUACUUCGCCCAUCUGGAAUCUCGCAUUGAUAUCACCAGUUUCCCCGAGACCCUUGAUCCGCGCGAUCCCGUUCAGCACGAUGCUCUGAUUCAACGCCUCCUACCUUUUGAUGUCAUCCUCGCUAUGCGAGAGCGAACUCCGUUCGCUGCAAACACAAUUAACGCGCUUCCAAACCUCAAACUCCUUCUCACUACCGGUCUCCGAAACCUCUCCCUCGACUUGCAAGCCUUUUCCGAUCGCGGCGUCCCUGUCGCAGGCACUGAGGGCCGUCCUCCUGGUGUGAAUAGUACAGUACAGCAUACCUGGGCACUGAUUCUCGCAUCAGCGCGGAAUGUAGCACGGGACGACGCGGCAGUUAAGCGGGGAGGAUGGCAAGGAUCACUGGGAGUGAGUUUAUCGGGAAGAAAAUUAGCGCUUCUGGGAUUGGGAAAACUCGGGUCCCAAGUUGGCAAGAUUGGUAUUCAGUCCUUUGGGAUGGAGGUUAUUGCCUGGUCGGCCAACUUGACUCAGGAGAAAGCGGACGAGCAGGCUCAAGCACAGGGUUUACCCGCGGGCAGCUUCGUGGUAGCGGGGUCCAAGUCGGAGUUCUUCGCGCAAGCUGACUUUGUCAGUGUGCACAAUGUUCUCUCUGAACGAAGUCGCGGUAUUGUGGGUACUGCUGAGUUGGCGACUAUGAAAUCCACGGCUAUCAUUAUUAAUACCUCGCGUGGACCCUUGAUUGAUGAGACCGCGUUGCUGGACGCCUUGAAUGCGGGACAGAUUCGCGGCGCUGCGCUGGAUGUCUAUGAUCCGGAACCACUGCCAGUGGAUAGCCCUUGGCGCACUACCGCGUGGGGUCAAGAUGGACGUAGCGAAGUACUUCUGACUCCUCACAUGGGAUAUGGAGAGGAAGACUUGCUCCGAGGAUGGUAUAAAGAGGUUUCGGAGAACUUGGAGCGAUGGUUGGAUGGAGAGACCUUGUUGCGCAAGUUGAAUUGA
Penicillium malachiteum is the source of this 1032-nucleotide messenger RNA. Its product is annotated as D-2-hydroxyacid dehydrogenase family protein. The coding region runs from base 1 to 1032 and encodes 343 amino acids. The record is from RefSeq and is a predicted model, not a curated record. Gene Ontology annotation, molecular function: NAD binding; oxidoreductase activity, acting on the CH-OH group of donors, NAD or NADP as acceptor. Lineage: Eukaryota; Fungi; Ascomycota; Eurotiomycetes; Eurotiales; Aspergillaceae. The transcript has a single exon.